Molecule: messenger RNA, 947 nt
Organism: Octodon degus (degu)
Lineage: Eukaryota; Metazoa; Chordata; Mammalia; Rodentia; Octodontidae
Gene: Lyrm7
Product: LYR motif containing 7
Exons: 7
Coding region: 1-648 (215 amino acids)
Source: RefSeq, a predicted model, not a curated record
AUGCUGCGCCUCCCGCUCCGCACGGCGGCGGGACGCUACUUGGUGGAAACCAUCCAUGUUUUACAGCUCUUUAAAACACUGCACAGGACUAGACAACAAGUUUUUAAAAAUGAUGCCAGAGCUUUGGAAGAUGAGAAAAUAGGCAAAUAUGGAAAGAUUUUCCCUACAUCACCCUACUUCAGGGGAUAUGGAGCUGGCUUGACUGAAAGUCCACGCAGCAGUACAGAAGGCGGCUCCACCAGCGAGGAUAGCAGCACCGUGCGUGUCGUGCAAGAGUCUGGAAACUCAGUUUGGCGACUCUUUGAAGUAAACAGUUACACUCUGAUAGAGAAAGCUCUGCUUCUGCUUACACUGCCAACUGCAGGAGGCUCCAGUAUUCCGAAGCUGAUGAAAAUAGGUUCCGACGUUGAACUAUUACUCAGAACAUCUGUCGUACAAGGUAUUCACACGGACCGCAAUACACUGACACAGAGUGAAGAGGCUGCUGUUUUCGAUGGGAUUCUCAGAUGCAGGCCCCGUGGUAGAGAUUUGCCUGAAGAGUCUGCGUACGGGCAGCCAUGGGACGUGAGGGGAGCGCAGUGGACAGAGGGAGGAGCUGACCAGCAGCAGAUCUGGGCUGAGGCAGCUGCUGGCCAGACCUGCGUGUGAGGCUCCAGCCGCCGCCACUCCCAGGGUCUAGACCCAGGUGCCUUCUGACCGGGAGCGGGUGCCGUAUGGAAUCCACUGCGCGGAGCAGGCCUUUUUCAUCCUUAAUCACUUUGUUUGGGCAAGAGAUGCAAAACCCAAGAGCCGGCAGCUUGCUCCCUGUUCAACCCAAAGGAGGAGGGGAAGCCUACUAGAAAAACCUUAGUUGUGAUAAGCUGAGAUUCAAGAUGAGUAAACGCCUGGCUGAGUUCAUUUAAUUCAUUCCUUCCUCCUUCCCUUCCCUCCCUUCCUUGUAACGGAGA